This is a messenger RNA of Paramormyrops kingsleyae, 925 nucleotides long. The record is from RefSeq and is a predicted model, not a curated record. Lineage: Eukaryota; Metazoa; Chordata; Actinopteri; Osteoglossiformes; Mormyridae.
GAGAUUCCUGUGCUUUUCUUUUAUGGAUUCUCCAGCGGGGGCGUUUACGGGAAUUUCGGGGGAACUCCAGCCGGAGCGCUUAAAAUGCGGCUCCGAGUCGCAGUGAGCCGAGCGAUUCACCAUGAAGACAGCACCCGUACUGUUCCUGUCCCUGGUCGGCGCCGUGCUCAUGUCAGGACAGGUGUUUGGAGGAGUCUAUGUUCCAUUAAGAUGUACUUGUCUGAAGGUGACUGAAGUCGUCAAGGAACCGUUAAGUGAUAUUAAGGUCAUCGAAAAAGGUCCUCACUGUGAAAACAAUGAAAUCAUAGUUACACUGAAAACUCAAGCAGGAGAUGGUCUGCCCAGGGAGGUGUGCUUAAAUCCUUCCGGGAAGCAGGCAAAACGACUGCAACACUGCUUGACAAGAAACAAGGAAAAGAAGCAAUGCCUGCAGCCGCAGAGAGGGAGACGGGGACGGAAACAGAAACGGAAGCGGACACAGAAAUAGAGGCAGACAUCCAAGAGGAGCAGAGGAACAAAGCAAAUGGCCUUGCAAUCGUGAUGCUCGAGGUUCACGUGACUAAGCAGACUACUGUCCACUGAGGCCGUAAAUGUGGCCGGUUCUGUGGGGCCUAUGUCACUGUCACAGUACCUGUGUCUACUUUCAGGACCAAAGAAAAUAUACAUAAUAAGGAGAUUCUCCUUCCAUCCUAGCAGCAUCCAGACCGGGAUCUGCCUUUUCCUCAGUAAUAAGCAGCCAGCUGACAUGUAUGCUGGUGCACCUUAAAAUAAAGUACUGCUGUGUGGUUUGUUGUUACCGCAGCAAAUCAUUUGAAGCAGAAGCAGGGAAGCUUCUGCAUGUAGUGUAAUCAAACCAUGUCUGUGCUCUUACUGUAUGAAUGUUAACUUAUUACAAAGCGUAUUCAUUAAACUGAUUGAAACCUUG